This is a messenger RNA of Apodemus sylvaticus (European woodmouse), 6114 nucleotides long. It is a transcript of the gene Akap12, whose product is annotated as A-kinase anchoring protein 12. The transcript has 4 exons. Bases 185 to 5107 code for a protein of 1640 amino acids. Gene Ontology annotation, cellular component: cytoplasm. Gene Ontology annotation, biological process: regulation of protein kinase C signaling; signal transduction. Lineage: Eukaryota; Metazoa; Chordata; Mammalia; Rodentia; Muridae. The record is from RefSeq and is a predicted model, not a curated record. Gene Ontology annotation, molecular function: calmodulin binding; protein kinase A binding.
AAGGAGUUUGCCACGAGCGCGUCCCCUUCAUUCUCAGUCCGGGUGCGUUCUCAGCAGGAUCGCAGAGAGCCGGCGCUCCUCACCCUUAGUCCCUGUGGUCCUGGGCGCACAUCUCCUCGCCCCUCUGCGUCUCCGCGGUCCCAGGAAGGCGGCUAGCCGGCGGGAGUAGGAGAGCCACUGAGCCAUGGGCGCAGGCAGUUCCACCGAGCAGCGGAGCCCCGAGCAGCCGGCGGGGAGCGACACGCCGAGCGAGCUGGAGCUCAGUGGCCAUGAGCCCGCAGCGGAAGCGUCGGGAGCAGCAGGAGACCUCACGGACGCGGACGCGGACGCCGCCACCAAGCUCCCACAGAAGAACGGUCAGCUGUCUACUGUCAAUGGCGUAGCUGAACGAGAAGAUGUCCACGUCCAAGAGGAAAACCAGGACAGGCAAGAGGAAGAAGCCAUUGUUGAAGAUGUCGGACAGAGAGAGUCAGAAGAUGUGAAAGAAAAAGACCGAGCUAAAGAAAUGGCGGCCAGCCCCACAGUUGUUGAAGACAUCACAAAGGAUGAGCAGGAGGAAACACCAGAAAUGAUUGACCAGGUCCCUGCUUCAGAGAGCAACGUGGAAGAAAUGGCGCAGCCUGCCGAGUCCCAGGCUAACGAUGUCGGCUUCAAGAAGGUAUUUAAAUUUGUCGGCUUUAAAUUCACGGUGAAGAAGGAUAAAAAUGAGAAGUCGGAUACGGUCCAGCUACUCACUGUGAAGAAAGAUGAAGGCGAAGGGGCAGAGGCCUCUGUUGGGGCAGGAGACCACCAGGAGCCCGGAGCGGAGACCGCCGGAGAGUCAGCAUCCAAAGAGAGUGAGCUGAAGCAAUCCACAGAGAAGCAAGAAGGCGCCCUGAAGCCAGCGCAGGGCAGCACAGAGCUUCCCCUGCAGACCGAAUCCGGUCAAGCGGCUGAGGAAGAAGAGGAAGAAGUAGUCAAAGAUGAAGGAGAAGAAAAACCUACCAAAUCCCCAGAAUCUCCGACCAGCCCUGUCAGCAACGAGACAACAUCUUCCUUCAAGAAAUUCUUCACUCACGGUUGGUCCGGCUGGCGCAAGAAGACCAGCUUCAAGAAAUCCAAGGAGGAUGAUCUGGAAACUUCGGAGAAGAGAAAGGAGCAAGAGGCCGAAAAAGCAGACGAGGAAGAAGGGGAAAAGACAGAGCCAGGCCCAGCCUCGGAGCAGCAGGAGCCCUCAGAAGGCCCAGAGCAGGCCAGGUUGUCGGCAGACUACGAGAAGGUGGAGUUGCCUUUGGAAGAGCAGGUCGGCGACCUGGAGGCACUGUCUGAGGAGAAGUGUGCUCCUUUGGCAACGGAAGUGUUUGAUGAGAAGAUGGACGCCCACCAAGAAGUUGUUGCAGAGGUCCACGUGAGCACUGUGGAGAAGACGACAGACAAGCAAGGAGGAGGAGGAGAGGUGGAAGGGGACGUGGUGGUGGAAGGAUCGACAGAGUCCUUGCCCCCUGAGAAACUGGCCGAGACCCAGGAGGUCCCCCAGGACGCCGAGCCUGCCGAGGAGCUGAUGAAGAGCAAAGUGUGUGUCUCUGGAGGUGACCAUACUCAGCUGAGAGAUCUAAGCCCUGAAGAGAAGAUGCUGCCCAAACACCCGGAAGGCAUUGUCAGUGAAGUGGAGAUGCUGUCCUCUCAGGAGAGAAUCAAGGUACAGGGAAGUCCCUUGAAGAAACUCUUCAGCAGUUCAGGCUUAAAGAAGCUCUCCGGGAAGAAGCAGAAGGGGAAACGAGGAGGCGGGGGAGAUGAAGAGAUGGGAGAAAGCCAGCAAAUCCAAUCCGAGUCCCCAGAGAGCGCUGAUGAGCAGAAGGGAGAGAGCUCAGCAUCUUCCCCUGAAGAGCCUGAGGAGAUCACGUGUCUGGAGAAAGGGCCAUCGGAAACACCCCAGGAAGGGGAAACUGAGGAAGGAGCUACUUCCGAUGGAGAGAAGAAAAGGGAGGGGAUCACCCCCUGGGCAUCCUUCAAAAAGAUGGUGACACCCAAGAAACGGGUCCGUAGACCUUCUGAAAGCGACAAAGAGGAAGAUCUGGAGAAGGUCAAGAGUGCCACCUUGUCCUCCACGGAGAGCACGGUGUCGGAAAUGCAAGAUGAAGCCAAAGCGGGCAGCGAGGAGCAAAGGUCGGAGGAGCCGAAGCGCAGGGUGGAUACGUCAGUGUCCUGGGAGGCGCUGAUUUGUGUUGGAUCGUCCAAGAAGAGGGCCAGGAAGGCAUCAUCUUCCGAUGAUGAAGGAGGGCCUAGAACCCUGGGCGGGGACAGUCACAGAGCGGAAGAGGCUAGCAAAGACAAAGAUGUCGGAGCAGAGGCCCUUGCUGCCAGCGCCCAGGACCAAGACCAAGCGCACGGAAGCUCCUCGCCUGAGCCGGCUGGGAGCCCUUCUGAAGGGGAGGGCGUGUCCACCUGGGAGUCAUUUAAACGAUUAGUCACCCCCAGGAAAAAAUCCAAGUCCAAGCUGGAAGAGAAAACUGAAGACUCCGGUGUAGAGCAGUUGGCUUCCGAGAUCGAGCCAAGUAAAGAGGAAUCGUGGGUUUCCAUUAAGAAAUUUAUUCCUGGGCGGAGGAAGAAGAGGGCAGAUGGGAAGCAAGAGGCCACCACCGCCGUGGAAGACUCGGGGCCACCAGAAAGCAACGAAGACGACCCCGAUGUCCCCGCCGUUGUGCCUCUGUCUGAGUACGAUGCGGUGGAAAGGGAGAAGAUGGAGGCACAGAGAGCUCAGGAGAAUGUGGAGCUGCCCCAGCUGAAGGGGGCUGAGUACGUGUCCGAGGAGCUGAGUAAGACUCUGGUUCACACUGUGACUGUCAUUGACGGGACCAGGGCAGUCACCAGUGCGGAAGAGCGGUCUCCGUCGUGGAUCUCUGCUUCCGUGACAGAACCUCUGGAACACGCAGAGGGAGAAGCAGCAGCCACACCACCUGUGGAAGAGGUCACCAAAAAAGAAGACAUCAUUGCAGAAGAAACCCCCGCACGCACCCAGACUUUGCCAGAGGGCAAAGACGACGCCCACGACGACAUGGUCACCAGUGAGGUGGAUUUCACCUCAGAAGCCGUGACUGCUGCAGAAACCACAGAGGCGCUCCGUGCCGAAGAAGUUACCGAAGCAUCGGGGGCAGAAGAGACCACAGACAUGGUGUCUGCCGUUUCCCAGCUGACCGACUCCCCGGACACCACAGAGGAAGCCACCCCAGUUCAGGAGGUAGAGGGUGGCAUGUUAGAUACAGAAGACCAGGAGCGCCAGACGCAGGCCGUCCUCCAAGCCGUUGCAGACAAGGUGAAAGAGGAAUCCCAGGUGCCUGCAACCCAGACGGUGCAGAGAGCAGGGCCGAAAGGUCUGGAGAAGGUGGAGGAGGUAGAGGAGGACUCUGAGGCUACCCCAGAGAGCCUGGAAGGUCCUGAAGUCACGGCGGCGGCUCUAGACUGUGUCACCCCAUGCCAGCCUGUCAAGCUGGCAGAACAGGCCACAGCCCCCGAGUCAUCCGAAACCUUGACAGACAGUGAGACAAAUGGAAGUACUCCCCUAGCGGAUUCAGACACUCCCGACGCGACACAGCCAGACGAGACCAUUGAGAGCCAGGAGAGUGAAGCCAUUGUCGCCACUGUCAGGCAAUCACAGGUCACAGAGGAGGAGGCAACUCCUGCUCAGGAGGGGCCUUCAACACCACCUAACCUCCCAGCCCAGGAAGAACACGGGGCAAAAGCAGGAAGGGAUGUUCUAGAACUUACCCAGCAAGCGCUUGCUGCCGGGGCAGUGCCCGUUCUGGCAAAGACUGAGGUGGGUCAGGAGGCUGAGGCUGGCCAUUUUGAUGGAGAAAAAGUCAAAGACGGACUAGGUGUGAAAGAGCUGGAGGGAUCUGUGCACACUGGAGCCAGCAGUCAAAAGACUGCUGACGUGACACGUGGCGGUGAAGCGACGGAAGUGGCGGGAAGUCAGGAAAACGAGAGUGCUGGAGAGCAGAGUCUUAGCCCGGACGAGAGAGAGAUGGGAACCGAUGUUGAAAAGGAGAAAAUGGAGACAGAGACAGAGAAUGAAGAACAUGAACAGGAAACAGCCCACCCAAAGCCCGUCCUGACAGUUGCCGUGCCCCUCUCAGAGAGCGGGAAGGCCCUGGGCAGCCAUGACGGAAGCUCUUCUCUCCCAGACCACGCCAAAGCAGGUUGCCUAGAGGUUCAGGUUCAAAGCUCAGACACAGCAGUCCCUCAAACAGCGGAGGCUGUGAGAAAGGUCGUAGGAACUGUCGCAAUUUCAGAGACAGAUGAAAGUCUGGACUGUGAAGGGGCGCACCUGUUAGCAGCCGAGAAGUCCCCUGUGCCCCUGGGGCCGGAGUCUCAGGCAGAGUCCAUCCCAAUAAUAGUAACUCCCGCUCCUGAGAGCACCCGACAUCCUGACCUGCAAGGAGAAAUAGGCGCGUCCCAGACACAGAGAUCAGAUGAAGAUGACAAGCCAGAUGCUGGCCCGGAUGCUGAGGGCAGGGAGAGCACAGCCAAAGAGAAAGUCCUCAAGGCUGAACCUGAGAUCUUGGAACUGCAGGAUAAGAGCAGUAAGAUUGUCCAGAACGUCAUCCAGACAGCCGUUGACCAGUUCGCACGCGCAGAAACAGCCCCCGAAACACGCCCUUCCGAUUCCCAGGCGCAGGCUCCUGUGGUGCAGGCUGACAGCCAGGAAGCACAAGAGGUGCUGGACAAGGGUGAAAGCUACCAUCAAGUCUCCACCCCAGGCCAAACCCCCAGUGCCGCAGCCCAGGAAGGACUCGCGAUUUCUGACGGUUCUGACGGCGUGGGCAAGGCUUCAGAAACGAUCAACAUGCUUGCAGUGGAAAGUGCCAGAGUCAAAGAAAGCCCUGAGAAGCCGCCUCUACAAUCCAAAGAUCAAAAGGAACAUGCGGCUGACGGCCCCCAACUCCACGGCCUAGCCCAGGCGGAGGCGGGUGCCUCUGCAAACCUAACCAAAGAGUCCCCAGACACCAGCGGACCAAAGCUAACGGAGGAGGGCGAUGCCCCGAAGGCAGAGGUCCAGGAGGAAGAAAUGAACAAGGCCCAGACAGAAGAGGAUCUGCAGGAGCCCAAGGGAGACCUGGCAGAGUCCUAAGACGUUAGUUGCUCAUUGUAUAUUUGUAAGACCAGAAUGUGAAGACAAGUCACGGAACAAGAUGCUGCUGUUGGGACCUUGAGACCAAGAUUUCAGAGCCCUUGAGAUCCAGAGAGCGGAGCCGUCCAAUGAUUUCAAACCCUGUAGAGCACCCCGACAAUCCUGAGGCCUCAUCGGGAGCUAGCGCCAGCUAACAUUUCCUCGUUUCAAGACUGCCUACCUAUGCUUUGCCCCUUGUCGUACGUGUAUUUCAGAUUUCAGGUCCUGCGUUCUCGGCCUGGAACCAAUGUCGGCAAUACCUAGUUCCACUUCUCUGACUCGGGCAUCUUCCUUUUUGUAUUUAUAUGUAUGUUUUACGUAGUCCUCCUCCUGUACCUAUUGUAUAUUUUUUUUUCUAAUGUUUAAGCACAUGCCUUUUGUAUUAUGCAAUAUAUAAUGGGUGUGCAGCCAUAGCAAAGCUUUGAGAAGCCCCAAGCCUCAACUGUGACCUGCAGCAAACAGAAAUAACGUUCCUGGCAGGAAGACACAAGUCUUUUUUAAAGUUUACCGAUGCUUAGAUCUGUGGGCUCGUAGUCCUCUGAAAGUGGUCGUUUACCUAUGCACAGAGCUCAGAAAUAAAAACUCCAUUUUGAAACAUCCAGAAUUUCCCAAUAUUACCAUGACAUUUUUUUUUUUCCUAAUCCAGCCCAGGUUGGAAAGAAGUCUCCUUAGUGUCAGAUUGAGCCCCAUCUCUUAAUGAUACAGAUAGUGUGCCUAAGGCCGUGAGAUGUUUCCUAGUGCAGAAGGAAUCUGUUGUUACUUUUUGAACUAUACUCUUCUAUGCUGGACCGAGUUCAUAUGCAGAUGGAAGUGAGUCCCGUUCUUUACAGAUGGUAUUUUGAUAGCUACUGGAGUUUGUCCGUGUUGUUAUCUGUGUCCCUUCUUUUAAGAACAAUGUUGCAUUAUGUUCCUUUGGAUAAAUUGUGAUUUGACAACUGAUUUAAAUAAAAAUAUUUGCUUCACUUAUA